Messenger RNA from Owenia fusiformis, 325 nucleotides. The record is from the annotation of a GenBank genome assembly. Lineage: Eukaryota; Metazoa; Annelida; Polychaeta; Sabellida; Oweniidae.
GUGAACGGGGUCUAUCUCGAAACGGACGGUGUAAGUUAUAAAGGGCGAAACCAAGCCUACUACUUUGGAGAUUACAACAAUUACUAUAAUAUACCACGAUCUUCGAGGCCAUCAAACCAGCCAAAGUAUAUUGGAUACUUCCCAACCCGUCGCCCAAGAACAAGGUACGUCACUGCAGGUCGUAAAAAGAGACAAACUCUAAGUGAGCAAUAUCGACCUAAAGCUUACACAGCAGACGGACGCCAAUGCAAAAUCGAAUGUUUGAGGGGAUACAGUGGGUUAACUCCAACAUACGGUCCUUGUUCUACCAGAAUUUCAAUGAGAG